Messenger RNA from Drosophila obscura, 1403 nucleotides. RefSeq names its product neurofilament heavy polypeptide. Lineage: Eukaryota; Metazoa; Arthropoda; Insecta; Diptera; Drosophilidae. The record is from RefSeq and is a predicted model, not a curated record. The coding region runs from base 83 to 1342 and encodes 419 amino acids. The transcript has a single exon.
AAAGUCUGUCUUUGAUUAAUCUGUCAGACAUAACGAAGCGCCUUUCGACUCUCAUCUGUGUGUGUCUCUCGGAAAGUGAGAAAUGUUUCAACGCGAGGCAGCCGUCGCUCUCUCAGCCGUUCUCAUUGCCAUUUUGAGUAGCGUCCACGGCCAGCAGACCCAGACGCAGCAGCCGCAGUCUCAGGAGGCUGAGCAGACGCUGUGGCAGGCAUUCCCGCUAGAUGCCCCUCUGGCCACGCCACCACGUCUGGCCCCCGAUUACGUCAACGGGGUUCUGAGCCUCAAGGAAAGCCUUCUCAGGAAGUCGGACGGCAACCGAUACGCCAUGACGAGCCAGCCAGAGCAGGUGCAGAAACCGCAGCAGCAAGUACAGUUACAGGAGCCGGAGAAUAAUGUGGAUUAUUUCGGCGAGCUGAGGCCGUCGAGGCUUUCCUACCAAUCCCUAAAGAAACUCAUGGAGAUGCCCGCUGUGGUUGAGGCGAUUGCCCAGCAGGUGCCGUUCAUCACUCCGUCGGCCGCGGAGAACGAAAAUGUCAAGGAGUUCACGGAACAGCACAAUUUGGAGCUACCAUUCAUGGAGUUGUCCGCGCCACAGCCAGCUGCCGAGCCGGAGGAGUUUCGGCCCCAGAGGACGGCGCAGACAGGCGAUCAAGCGUCGCUGCUGCAGCAGCUCCAACAGUUUUUUGGGAUGCACCCAAAGAACCAGCCCGACACGAAUGGUGCCGCGUUGGCCUGCACCGAGGCUCCUGAUAUUUCGGAGGACACUGAGGAAUGUGCAACAGAGUCGCCCGAUGAAGGGGAAACAACAGAGGAGCCCAAGGAUGGGGAGAAGGUCAUUGUGGAUGUGAAACCUGCCAAGCCGGACAAGAAAAAGGACAAAGGGAAGGCCACCACAUCCACACCCAAACCCACAUCCAAGCCCAAGACAAAGACCACCAAGAAGCUAGCCUGCUGCACCAAGGCAUCGAAGAAAAUCAGCGGACUGCUUCCCAUCAGCAUCUCCCUGAACUUCCAGAACGAGCAGAGCCCAGAGACCAAGGAGCAUCAGGCGCAACAACAGCAACAACAGCAACCCCGCACCGGGCGACAUGUCUUCCGGCCCGAUCUUCAGAUGGAUGCCUUUACCAACCUGCUCCGAUAUCGCCGCGAAAGGGAGGGCGAGGCCUUCGGUCACAAUGAGCUUGAGUCCAGUGAUCUGCAGCUGCAGGCGCAGCAACGAAAGCCACGCGAGAACCCUGGCGGCCGCAAGAAGCGUCGAUUACUGGACAGGCAGCGCCUGCUGCAGGCCGAGGUCAAGCUCUGGCCCAUCAACAUAAGGAAUACGAUCGAUCGUGUCCACUGAGAGCAGAAUAUCCUCAUUGUUGUUCCCUUAAAUAUAUAUUUUUUUUAUUGAUUUCGAAUUA